Penicillium nucicola is the source of this 2130-nucleotide messenger RNA. RefSeq names its product Zn(II)2Cys6 transcription factor. The record is from RefSeq and is a predicted model, not a curated record. Gene Ontology annotation, biological process: regulation of DNA-templated transcription; DNA-templated transcription. Gene Ontology annotation, molecular function: DNA-binding transcription factor activity, RNA polymerase II-specific; zinc ion binding; DNA binding. The coding region runs from base 1 to 2130 and encodes 709 amino acids. Lineage: Eukaryota; Fungi; Ascomycota; Eurotiomycetes; Eurotiales; Aspergillaceae. The transcript has 3 exons.
AUGAAUCAGCAACCCAUCAAACGACCCAGACUGGCUCUCAGCUGUGUUGUAUGUCGUCGACGCAAAGUUCGCUGUGGUCGUGAGCACCCACACUGUGCCAACUGCACGCGAAUGAACGAGAUCUGUGUGUACAACACGGGGGUACGCGACGAGCUUACUGGCCGGGUUCAACAUGCAUCGUUGGAUGAUCAGAGCUAUCAGUCCAAUGAAAGACCCACCAAUCAUCAUUCUGGAUCAGAAACGGGAGUAUGGCCUGGGGCGCAAGCUCCAGGGAUACUGGGAACACCAGGGUCUGAAGUGGAGUCCCCGAAUGCUUCGCCCCUUGAUCUUCGAUCAGCCUAUCCCGCAAAUCGAGGGGCAACUUCGAUUCAUACCGAUCAGACUUCGAAAAACAAAAAGAUUGUACCGAAAUCUAAUUUCAACCCUUUUACUACUUCAGAGUCAUCCUCUGCGCAAAGACCGGUUCCAAUAUGCAAAGACCACUUGACCUUCGAGCGAAAUGGCCAUUCCCGAUUUAUUGGACGAGCCUUUUGGGGAUCUAUCGCUGGAAAGGAACCCCAAACCAAUAAUCUUUUCAAGAGCCAUCAUUCUACGCAUGAAAUCGACUCAUAUGCUUCUGCUGCAAGGAUGUUUAGUCUACUGAAGAGUUUGCCAGCCAGACCGAUUAGCGAUGCCCUACUUGAGGUAUUCUUCAUCGCAGUGUGGCCCAUUUGCCCUCUCGUGGACCGGUGCACCCUGCAAAAAGAUUACGAUGACUUCUGGAACUGGUGCGAAAAAAAUGACGAGUCACUGCCAUCCCAAAAGUUCAUUGAUGACCCGACGUUUUUCUGCUUACUGUUUGCGAUUCUUUAUUGUGGUGCAUCAACCGCAUCGGAUACUCACUGGGACAGCGCUCAGCUUCGAAAUGAAUAUAAAGAUACGAUUUUGCAGCAGCUCAAGACCAACUAUACUGCCAGUCUUUCUCAAUCUCGUCAUCUAGAGCAUCCGACAAUGAACACUCUUGUCUCGACACUGUUAAUAGGACCAUUCAUUGGUCAUUCCUAUGAUUCCAUGGAACAGUCCAUUUCUAUAAGCACUACCGUGCGGAUUGCUCAAAGUAUGGGGCUUCACCGUGAAGCAACGUGGUCUGCCCUCAACCACAAGGAACAAGAAACGAGGCGUCGGAUUUGGUGGCAUAUAGUCUGGCUCGAUCUGCAGUCGAGCGUUUCUACUGGCCUUCCGCUUUGCUGUGGAAGUGAUACUAUCGAUGGAGCCAGCGGAGUUGCAUGUGAAAAUAUUGACGGAGCUGUCAUGAACUCUGAAGUCUUGGACCUUCCAUCAGUAUUCACCAUUGGUCGAUCCGAAAGCACUCGAUUGCAAUCGAAUAUCAUUUCUCACCUACAAAGCUCACGAGAUAUGACCACGAACAAGCUUUCUGAUCUUGCCAUGGAUGCGAAACAACUUGAACAAACACUUGACACCCUCAUCGGCCGCAUAUCGACACGGACAGUAGUGGAAGCGACCAGCCAGCCCACAGACUUUACAAGAUGGGCCCGCGCGAUGCUGACAUUAAUGCAACUUGAAACAGCAAUCUUAUUACACAAGCCGGUGUUGGUUUCUCCUGUCGAAAAAGACUUGAACUCCAAAAAGCUAUGGACCAGAAUUGUGCAUCUUUGCAUCGCAUAUUUGCGCGUUUUUAAGUGGCUUCACGAUACCCCAGCACUUUCAUACUAUACGUGGUACUGGGAGGGCCAAUAUGGGCCCCUGCAAUGUGCACUUCUUACACUGACAUAUCUCCAACAAUCGCGUACAUCAAGCGAGGUCCCGAAAGCUCAAUCGUGUCUUGAUGAUUAUAUACGUCUCGUUGUGGCACAAUACCAAUCCCCUGGGUCUUCGCCCGACAAUGAAGCGGCCGGUGAUAUUGACGCAGGGCAAGGUCAAUUGAAGGAACGAAUGCCAAUCGCUAUACAAGCUCUCAUUGAUCUUCACAAAAGCCUAGAUCUAUCCCUGGGCUCAACUUUACAGGCCGAAAAGUCGACAAAUACCAUCUCGGCCACUAAUGAACCUGGAUUGGACGUGGAGUCUAUACCCAAUAUGGCAGAGCCUGAAUUUGAGGCAUGGGCAGCUUUCUCAUUGUCCCAGAUAUUCUAG